Messenger RNA from Mus pahari (shrew mouse), 2831 nucleotides. It is a transcript of the gene Vasn, whose product is annotated as vasorin. Gene Ontology annotation, molecular function: protein binding. The record is from RefSeq and is a predicted model, not a curated record. Gene Ontology annotation, cellular component: plasma membrane. The transcript is spliced from 2 exons. Lineage: Eukaryota; Metazoa; Chordata; Mammalia; Rodentia; Muridae. The coding region runs from base 200 to 2221 and encodes 673 amino acids.
AAGCAGAGACCAGCCUCCUACGAGUCAACUUCGGAGCCGGAGCCAGAGACCGGGGCUGGGAGACCGGGACGCAGUAGCCUCUGGAUCCCAGGACCCCGGACUUCUCAGGACCGGCCAGAGGUGAAGGACUGAGGCCCCAUUGAGGCCUUGGGCCGCACGGCCCGGCUCCCUCGGCCGAAGUCGUCUCCCGGGACAGAAGAUGCACUCCAGGAGCUGCCUGCCACCUCUCCUGUUGUUGCUCCUCGUGCCCCUGGGGUCUGGAGUACAGGGCUGCCCAUCAGGCUGCCAGUGCAACCAGCCACAGAUAGUCUUCUGCACUGCCCGUCAGGGAACCACAGUGCCCCGAGACGUGCCACCUGACACAGUGGGCCUGUACAUCUUUGAGAACGGCAUCACUACACUUGAUGUGGGCUGCUUUGCUGGCCUCCCAGGCCUGCAGCUUCUGGACUUGUCACAGAACCAGAUCACUAGCCUGCCCGGUGGCAUCUUUCAGCCACUUGUUAACCUCAGUAACCUGGACCUGACUGCCAACAGACUGCACGAGAUCUCCAAUGAGACCUUCCGUGGCCUGCGACGCCUGGAGCGCCUCUACCUGGGCAAGAACCGAAUUCGCCACAUCCAACCCGGUGCCUUCGAUGCGCUGGAUCGCCUCCUGGAGCUCAAGCUGCCAGACAAUGAGCUUCAGGUGCUGCCCCCAUUGCACUUGCCCCGCCUGCUGCUGCUUGACCUCAGCUACAACAGCAUCCCAGCCCUGGAAGCUGGAAUACUGGAUACUGCCAAUGUAGAGGCAUUGAGGUUGGCUGGCCUAGGGCUGCGGCAGCUGGAUGAGGGGCUUUUUGGCCGCCUUCGCAACCUCCAUGACCUGGAUGUUUCUGACAACCAGUUGGAGCACAUGCCAUCCGUGAUUCAAGGCCUGCGUGGCCUGACACGCCUGCGGCUGGCUGGCAACACCCGUAUUGCCCAGAUACGGCCUGAGGACCUCGCUGGCCUGACUGCCCUACAGGAAUUGGAUGUGAGCAACCUGAGCCUGCAGGCCCUGCCCAGUGACCUCUCGAGUCUCUUUCCCCGCCUGCGCCUCUUAGCAGCUGCCCGAAACCCCUUCAACUGCUUGUGCCCCUUGAGCUGGUUUGGUCCUUGGGUGCGUGAGAGCCAUGUUACGCUGGCCAGCCCCGAAGAGACGCGUUGUCACUUCCCACCCAAGAAUGCUGGCCGACUGCUCCUGGAUCUGGAUUCUGCAGAUUUUGGCUGCCCAGUCACCACUACCACGGCCACAGUACCUACCAUAAGGCCUACUAUCAGGGAGCCCACUCUUUCAACUUCUAGCCAAGCUCCCACCUGGCCUAGCCUCACGGAGUCAACCACCCAGGCCUUCACCGUACUAUCGACUGCCCCACCAACCAUGAGGCCAGUUCCUCAGCCCCAGGACUGUCCAGCAUCCAUCUGCCUGAAUGGUGGUAGCUGCCGUUUGGGAGCAAGACACCACCGGGAGUGUCUGUGCCCUGAGGGCUUCAUUGGCCUGUACUGUGAGAGUCCGGUGGAGCAAGGGAUGAAGCCCAGCUCUGUACCAGACACUCCAAGGCCCCCUCGGCUGCUGCCUCUCAGCAUUGAGCCGGUAAGCCCCACCUCCUUGCGUGUGAAGCUGCAGCGCUACUUGCAGGGUAACACCCUGCAGCUGCGGAGCCUCCGGCUCACCUAUCGCAACCUGUCUGGCCCUGACAAGCGACUGGUGACAUUACGGCUGCCUGCUUCACUUGCAGAGUAUACAGUCACCCAGCUGCGACCCAAUGCCACCUAUGCUAUCUGUGUCACACCCCUGGGAGCUGGACGGACACCUGAAGGUGAGGAGGCCUGUGGGGAGGCCAACACUCCCCAGGCAGUCCGCUCUAACCAUGCCCCAGUCACCCAGGCCCGUGAGGGCAACCUGCCACUCCUCAUUGCGCCUGCCCUGGCCGCUGUACUUCUGGCUGUGUUGGCUGCUGCAGGGGCAGCCUACUGUGUGCGGCGGGCGCGGGUAACUUCUACAGCUCAGGACAAAGGGCAGGUGGGACCAGGGACUGGGCCCCUGGAACUAGAGGGGGUGAAAGCCCCCUUGGAGCCAGGCUCCAAGGCAACAGAGGGAGGUGGGGAGGCUUUGUCAGGUGGUCCUGACUGUGAGGUGCCUCUUAUGGGCUACUCAGGGCCCAGCCUUCAGGGGGUCCUCCCUGCUAAGCACUACAUUUAGACCAGCGAGAAAGAGCAGCCAGGGGAUCAGGUCAGGCUUUUAGUCACCACCCUCCUGCUGCCACAGAAGGAAGUUCUCAAUUAUGCACCACAGCGCACAUGCGUGAUGGCACUGACAGCGCACAUGUGUGAUGGCGCCGUGGGACCCUCUCUGGGCUGGAUCUCAUCUGUAAGCUGCUACAGCCCAGAUGAACUCUGCCAGCCGCCAGUGCAUCCAGUACAGCGCCUGCCGUUGUGUGCAGUGUGCAACCCUGGGAUGUGAGCCCUGCCAUGUGCUGGUAACAUGGCUAGGCAUGUUGCGCUUCCCAAACCACAGAGUCUGGUAACCAGUGAAGGAAGCCCCCAGAAAUAAUGAGUGGGGAAGGCACUAGGGUGGUGGCCUUGGCCUCAAAAGUGCAGGCACACUUGAAACUGGAAAGGUGCUCUGGGCACAUGUGGAUUCGCUUCUAUUGUUUUGUUUUGUUUUGUUUUCUAAUGUAUUUAUAAAAGAUCUUUUCCCAUUUAUGCUGGGAAAGUGUUUUUCAAACUCAGUGACAAGGACUUUGGUUUUUGUAAGACUAUUGAUGAUAUGAAGGCCUUUUGUAAGAAAAUAAAAAAUAAAGUAAAUUGCC